UCACAUCGCUGCCGUCAGUUGCGCUUUCAAGUUUGUUUUAGACAUUCUGGUGCACAUACAUGCCACACAUGUGCAUGCACGCGUAAAUAUACCCAUUUUGGGCUUCAGGGCCUUUGCACAUGCACACUGGGAUACGGGAAUCUACGCACACACACUAUCAGAGACGGAGUGAGCGAUUGUGACCACGCAGUGCAGAGGAGUGCGAGGUGACGGUGUCUGUCCAAGGCAGAGACAUCCAGUGUCCAUGCGUCCAGCAAUCAUGAUGCCGUCCAUGGCCGUGCAUCUGAGCCUCGUCAUGCUGGCUCUCAGGGCGGCGAUCGGGCAGGAGCUGCCAUCAGGUCCUCACGGCUGCACGGAGGGAAGCUGUUACCCCGCGACUGGAAACCUUCUGAUCGGACGAGCUGUCAACCUAUCCGCCACGUCUACUUGUGGCCUGAAUGGCCCGGAGCGAUACUGCAUCGUCAGCCACCUGCAGGGGUCGGACAAGUGCUUCGAGUGUAACUCCCAGCAUCGCUACAACCCCCCACACCACAGAAACAGCCAUCGCAUCGAAAACGUGAUCUACCUCAUGGACACACAUGGAGACACCUGGUGGCAGUCUGUCAACGGACAGGAGAGCGUCAGCAUCCGACUGAACCUGGAGGCUGAAUUCCACUUCACUCAUCUCAUCAUGAAGUUCAAGACGUUCCGACCUGCAGCCAUGAUCAUCGAGCGCUCGGCUGAUUUUGGUCGCACGUGGCGCCCGUACCGCUACUUUGCCUCGAACUGCACCAAGACCUUUCCUGGCAUCUCCGCCAACGGACUGCACCACAUCAACGACAUAAUCUGCGAGGAGCGCUACUCCGACAUCGAACCCUCCACUAAGGGAGAGGUCAUUUAUAAGGUUUUGGACCCUGCCAUUCAUGUGAAAGACCCCUACAGCUUGGACAUUCAAGAACUUUUGCGCAUCACUAACCUGCGGAUCAACUUCACCAAGCUGAACACCCUGGGAGACGACCUGCUGGACCGACGCUUCGACGUCCUGCAGAAAUACUACUACGCCAUCUACGAGCUGGUGGUGCGAGGGAGCUGCUUCUGCUACGGACACGCCUCGGAGUGCGCCCCGGUGCCGGGGGUGGACAUCCGGGAGAACGGCAUGAUUCACGGUCGCUGUGUGUGCAAACAUAAUACAGAGGGCCUGAACUGUGAGCGCUGCCAGCGUUUCCACCACGACCUGCCGUGGAGCCCAGCGGAGGUGGAGAAUCCGCACACCUGCAGAGAGUGUAACUGUAACGGCCACUCGUCCCAGUGCCACUUCGACAUGGCGGUGUAUUUGGCCACGGGCAACGUCAGCGGAGGGGUGUGUGACGACUGUCAGCACAACACCAUGGGACGCAACUGUGAGACUUGCAAACCCUUCUACUACCAAGAACAGAUCAGGGACAUCCGAGACCCACGAGUCUGUGUUGCCUGUGACUGUGACCCCGUCGGAUCCCUGGAAGGAGGAGUGUGUGACAGUCACACCGACCUGGACAUGGGGAUGAUCGCUGGCCAGUGUCGCUGCAAAGCCCACGUCAAAGGAGAGCGCUGCGACGACUGCAAGGAGGGUUAUUACGGACUGAGCCAGAACGACCCGCUGGGCUGUCAGCCCUGCAACUGUAACCCUCGCGGCAUCAUCAUGAUGGGGGCUCCAUGCGACCAGAUCAGUGGAGACUGCUCCUGCAAAAGAUAUGUCACCGGUCGCUACUGCAACCAGUGUCUGCCUGAAUACUGGGGGCUGAGUAAUGACCUGGCUGGCUGCAGACCAUGUGACUGCGACUUCGGUGGAGCCGUCAACAACAGGUGCAUAAUGGAGAACGGCCAGUGUGACUGCAGAAGGCAUCUGAUUGGCCGACAGUGCUCAGAGGUCCAGCCUGGGUAUUUCUGCGCACCGCUGGACUAUUACAAAUACGAGGCGGAAGACGCCACCGGACACUCCCCUGGUGACCCCGCUCUGCCGGGUAAAGUGCGUCCUCAGGCGGAGACUGACUGUGUUCAGCACCUGAGCAACCAGCUGAGGAGGCACCGCCGUCACCAUCGCAUCUCUAACUCGCAGCAGCAUCGGGCAGCACUGAGACGGAUCCGCCAGCUUCAACAGACGCCGGAUGUGAGGAGCGUUCACAGAGAGCACAUCCCCAGCCACAUGGUGACGUGGACCGGACCUGGAUUCGCCCGCGUCAAAGACGGUGCCGGCCUGGUGCUGACCAUCGACAACAUCCCCUACGCCAUGGAGUACGACAUCAUGAUCCGCUACGAGCCGGAGUCCACAGAGGACUGGGAGGCCAUAGUGAGCAUUACAUCUGUACAGCUGCCGUCCAGUCUCCGGUGUGGGAACCUUCUACCGACUGAACAGCUCUACACAGUGACUCUGCCUCACCAAAACAGAUACAUCCAGAUGCCCGGGCCGUUCUGUUUCGAGCCCAGUAAUCGCUACGUGGUUGCGAUCCGGUUCCAGCGCCACGGCGUCUCACACAGACACCUCACCGCCUUCAUCCUCAUCGACUCGCUGGUUCUGAUCCCCAAAUACACCGAGCUCCCCGGUCUCCAAGGUCCUGAUCCGGAGGCGGAGCAGCGGCGGGAGGAGAUGAUUCGAUACAUGUGUCUGGAUUCCUUCAUGAUCACACCGAUGCCCGUCCUGGCGGAGAUGUGCUCCAAACUCAUCUGCAGUAUUUCCUCCAUCAUUCACGACGGCGCUCUGCCCUGUCAGUGUGACCCUCAGGGCUCCAUCAGCGGCGAGUGUGAUAAGGUGGGAGGUCAGUGUCGCUGUAAGGCCAACGUGAUGGGUCGCCGCUGUGACCAGUGUGCCCCGGGAACCUACGGCUUCGGAGUGAAGGGAUGCACUGCCUGUGACUGCCACUCCGAGGGCUCAUCGAGCCGCCAGUGUGACCCGGCUUCAGGCCAGUGCCAGUGCCGGCCGGGAGCCACUGGGCGCCAGUGCUCCGACUGCCAGCCAGGCCAGUGGGGCUUCCCCAGCUGCGGCCCCUGCCAGUGUAACGGCCACGCGGACAUCUGUGACCCCCGCACCGGGGAGUGCAGGGACUGCAGGGACUACACAGCGGGACACUUGUGUGAACGUUGUGUGGAUGGGUUCUUCGGGAACCCGGUGCUGGGUUCAGGCGAGCACUGUCGACCCUGCCCCUGUCCCGGUAACCCCGGCUCGGACCACUUCAACGCGGAUUCCUGUCAAGCUGACCACACCUCCAACCAGAUCAUCUGCAACUGCAGACAAGGCUACACUGGGCCUCGCUGUGACCAGUGUGCCCCUGGUCACUAUGGUAACCCAGAUCAACCUGGUGGGCAGUGCCUCCCGUGCAACUGCAACGGGAACAUCGACACCCAGGAUCCUGAGUCAUGUGACCGCAGGACCGGCCAAUGCCUCAAGUGCCAGUACCACACCGCUGGUCCGUCCUGUGACCAUUGUCAACACGGUUACUAUGGCAACGCUCUGAGCCACGACUGCAGACGCUGUACCUGUGUGACUGCCGGCACCGUCGGGUCCGCCUGCAGCGACGGACAGUGUCACUGUGACCGGCAGACCGGAGCCUGCACUUGCAGGGAAAACGUGUCUGGCCACAACUGCGACGAGUGUGCUGUGAACCACUGGAACUACGGCCAGGACCGAGGCUGUGAGCCCUGUGGCUGCGACCUUCAACACGCCGUGGGGAGUAGCUGCAACAUGUUCACAGGACACUGCCACUGUCAGACAGGCUUUGGAGGUAGACAGUGCACCGAGUGUGAGCAGUUCCACUGGGGAGACCCGCGGGAGCAGUGUCAUGAGUGUAACUGCCACCCACUGGGCUCGGAGAUGGCACAGUGCGACCGCUUAACGGGGGCGUGCGAGUGCAGGGAGGGCGCGGCGGGCCAACGCUGCGACGAAUGCGCUCGCGGCUUCACCGGCGACUUCCCCAGCUGUGUCCAGUGUCACCCGUGCUUCCAGCUUUGGGACGAUGCAGUGUGCCAGAUUAAACGGGACCUGGAACACAUCCAGUACACGGCGCAGAAGAUCCUGGAGAGCGGGGUCAUGCCGGAAAUCGGGGACACGCGGAUCAGAGAGCUGGAAAUGAAGCUGCUGGAAGUGCAGGACCUCAUCAGCUCUGAGGACAGCGACAGGAUCCACCAGCUGAUCGGACAGAGCAUCGAUGACCUCAGGGCUGAGAUCGCCCUGACCGACGGGCGUCUGAUGGGCGUCGCCCGAGAGAUCAAUUCAACCGCAGAAGAAGAAAGUGAACUGAGACGCACACUGAGCCACCUGGAGCGAGAGCUGAGGGACGUCAACGCAUCUGUGGCUCACAAACAGCGCGUGCUGGAUGACUACCUCGCCUCAGGGUUCGCAGAUCAGUUUGAGAAAGUGAAGCAGUACUACGAGGAGUCACUGACGGCAGAGGACAAAUGCAACGCUUCAGUGUCGGGUCCUCUUAGCCCCGUGGGACAGUCGAAAAGAAGCCGCGCCGUCACCGAGGACCUGCUGAACGCCACCAGAGACAACUUCCUGCGGGCUCUGGCUGCUCAGAACAAAUCGCUUAGCGAGCUGCAGCAGAAGGCCAUGGACCUGGAUAAGAAGGUCCAUCACCUCAGCCAUAAGGUGUGUGGGGGUCACAGCAAUGCCAGUGUCAACGGCAGUUGCCCACACAGCACGUGCGGUGGCGCCGGUUGCCGCGACCAUCUGGGCAAUCACGUGUGUGGGGGAGACAAAUGCAACGGGACUGUGAGCACCUCCGUCAGAGCACUGACUCUCGCCGGGGACGCCACCGACCGCGUGAACGCUGCCAACGAGGAGCUGCAGGGCGUGGCCAGAAAGCUCCAGGAUAUCGCCACUCUGGCGCAGGAUGUGAAGAACAAGGCGAUGAACACGCUGGAGAAAGCGCAGAAGAAGAAGGACCAAUUUGAGAACAACAACAAGAAGCUCAAGGAUUUCAUCAAGAAAAUCCGAGACUUCCUGACGGAGGAGGGAGCGGAUCCAGAGAGCAUAGAGAAGGUGGCUCUGCAGGUGUUGGCGAUCACCCUCCCGGCCAACAAGACCACUCUGGAUGAAAUGGUCAUGAAGAUAAAGGACAGCCUCUCCAACCUCACCGACGUCGAGGGGAUCGUCAACCAAACGGCGCAGCACAUCAGCAAAGCCAAGGAGCUGCUCGCCGAAGCUGAAGAAGCCAAGAGCCGAGCAGAAGGCGUGAAAGACGCAGCCAAUAGUACCAAGCAGGCGCUGGAUGAGUCCGAGAAGGCCAUCAAGAAAGCGACAGAUGUCCUGACGGAGGCCCAGGACAAUCUGAACAGCACCAGGAACGCCACGAUCGAGGUGGAUAAGAGGCUGACGCAGCUGGAGGAUAAGCAGAACGAUGUCAUGAUGCGUUUAAACAACCUGACCUCGGAGGUGGAAGCUCUCCGGAACAAGACGGAGCAGAACCGACAGAUGGCAAAGGAGGCCAAAGACCUGGCUAGCAACGCCACGCGAGUAGCGUACUCGCUGGAGCAGAGCCUGAACGACACGGAGGAACGGUACCGGGAGCUGCAGAUGAAGGUGGACUCUCUGGGUGGGGAGUCUGGGGGUUUAAACAGCAUCAACAGCAAGGUCAAGGACAUCAAGAAGGAGGCAGAAGACCUCUUAAGCAAAGCCAGCCAAGGGAUAGAACAACUCGGGAAAUUGGAGAAGAAGUUCAAGAGUAACGAGGAGCGGAUGGAGAAGCAGCGCAUGGAGCUGGACCAGCUGAAGGACAACGCCACUGUGGUGCGGGACGAGAUCCGGGCUCAAGUGCAGAAGUACAGCAACUGUGAUUGAGGAUCGGAAAGGUUCCCUGCUUCACCAUUUGCUGCCGUAGUCCAGAGAGGAGCCUCUUGACCGGGGCAGUGAAAACUACAUCACCCAUUAGAAGAAAAUGCUGCUCUAAUGCUCUAUCCGUCACAGAAAGGCCUUCCUCUGUCCAUGAACUGCACCACGUUUUGACUGUCAACACUGUCCCAUGUGACUUUGUCUACUUAAGCUAUUACAACAACAGAAUGAGAGUAUUUACAUAGUCCACCAUAACUGAUAUAAUGAAUAAUAAACUGAAGAAAUAUAUCAGAAUGUUAUAAUAAACGUGUUUAUUUUGACCAAAGGUGCUUUAAUGAUUGUGUGUUUUUGCUGUAACUUGAACACAUUUGUAUGGUAUUUUUAAUAUAACGUUCCUAUUGGGAGACAUUUGGGAAAGUUGAAAUGUGUGUUUUUUUAUUACAAAAGAAACUCCUUAUAAUUAUAAAUGCAUAUUAUUCUUAAAGCAAAAUAAUUAAUUCCAAGCUGCGCCGAUGGAGACAAAUAAAGGUGAUAACUUUUA
Pungitius pungitius (ninespine stickleback) is the source of this 6323-nucleotide messenger RNA. RefSeq names its product laminin, beta 2-like (gene lamb2l). Gene Ontology annotation, biological process: tissue development; animal organ morphogenesis. The coding region runs from base 245 to 5791 and encodes 1848 amino acids. The transcript has 35 exons. The record is from RefSeq and is a predicted model, not a curated record. NCBI's taxonomy places the organism in Eukaryota, Metazoa, Chordata, Actinopteri, Perciformes, Gasterosteidae.